UCAGCGGCCGGUAGUGAUCUAUCCCACCUCAGGCAUUUUGGGCGGAGGUCUGGAGCUGUCACGAUAGAGGGACCGUCUUACUUCCCGGACUUUUAAGACACUUUACAAGACAUUUCUUGCCUCCUUCGGCGCUGAGACAAUAGGAUAAAACUUCCGGAAGGGUUUUACGGCAUAUUCGGACCCUGUGUCCAUUCCCAGGGCUUGACGAUGAGGAAUUACGGAGAGUAUGAGCACGAUGAUGGGUUCAGUUCGUACUCGGACGAGGCCAGCUUGCGGGGUCGCAGCUCCAUAGCCAAAUGAACUGUUUCAGUUUCCGCUGCUCCUGUUUCUGUUCCUCUCGCUCUCCUGGUCACCCCUCCUCCUCCGACAGACCCAGACGAAGUGGUUACGCUCCUUCCGGACAAAACGGCUACCAAAAUGGCUUCAAUGGGGCCAGCCGACCCAGUGCCAAGGAAAUAUAUGAGCAGCGUAAGAAAUAUGCGCAAGCUCGCGAUGUGGGGGAAGAAGCCAGGAGCUUUCCCGUGGAGGUAGGUGGAUACCCCAUCGAGCACCUGGCCACGUACGCCAUGGACCCCAAGAACGCCAUGCUGACCAUAGAGGAUGGGGUGAGGAAGCUGAAGCUGAUGGAUGCGAAGGGGAAGAUCUGGACUCAGGAGAUGACCAUGCAGGUGGACGAGAGGGCUGUCCUGCUCAUCGACAACGAGACACACGAGGAGCUCGAGAACUUUCCUCUCAGCGGCAUCACUAUAAACAAGGCCGUGAUGAACGAGGGGAACUAUAACAGCAUCCUGGUGCUGGCUGUGAAGGACCCCAACCAGAAGUUCCCAGACAUGCACAUGUUUCAGACGGACCGAAUACCUGCAGAUGUAAUAUGUAAGGACAUCAAGGCAGCAAUAGACGACUUCAAAAGCGGCAGAAAGCGUUACCGACCUCCGUCCUCUCGCGAGGACUUCAAUCCGCCGCCGAGUCGGAGCGAUCCCAGGCAGGAUUCGCCCAGCGCAGGAAGUAGUUCCCGUAUCCCUCCGCCGCCAGUGGUACCCGCGCCACAGCCCCCGGCGGGGAACGUAAAAAGGCAGGCGGAGGCGUUUGAGUCGGCCGCCGCCCAACAACAGAACGGGUACUCCUCCCCGCCAAAGAGCCCUCCCGCUCGGUCACCAAGCCACCGAACAAAGACUUACCCCAAUGUAACCUUGAGUCCCAAACCCUUGAUGAGGGAGGAAGAAGACUCGCCAGAGCUCCAGGCUCUUAAGACGGACCGAGAUGUUCAGAUCCUGAACCACAUCUUUGACGACAUCGAGAACUUUGUCUCGAGGCUCCAGAAGGCUGCGGAUGCCUUUAACGAGCUGUCCAAGAGGAAGAAGAACAAGAAGAGCAAGAGGAAGCAGCAAGGUGAGGGUCUGCUGACAGUGCGCGCCCGCCCGCCCCCAGAGACAGACUACAUCGACUGUUUCCAGAAGUUCAAGUAUGCCUUCAACCUCCUGGCCAAGCUCAGGCCCCACAUCCACGACCCAAACGCCCCGGAACUGGUGCAUUUCCUCUUCACUCCGCUGGAACUGGUCAUCGAGAGUUGUCAGGGAGUGGACCUUGCCAAGUCAGUGGUGUCGCCCCUCCUGACAGACCAGGCCAUCGACCUGCUGAAGAACUGUGUGACCUCUAGGGAGGGCGACCUCUGGCUGUCCCUGGGGCCAGCAUGGACUACCUCAAGGGCUAACUGGUCCAAGGACCAGUACGUUCCGCCGUACAUCCCUCGUUUCCGUGACGGGUGGGAGCCGCCGCCCAUCCCCGGGGAGAACAGCCCCAUGCCGGUGAGCGACGAUCUCCCCGCCGUGGUGGCGCACAAGGCUGCCGCUGUCGCCAGGGACGAGGAGAUGAGGAAGUCAACAGCAAGAGAAGAGGCUGAAGAGCGCGGCUCCAACUAUAGGGACCAGCCAUCCAACAGAAAUUCCGACAAGCAGUCGGACAAACAAUCAGAUAAACAGUCUGAUGACAAACAGAAUAGUAAAGAGGAGGAGAGGACUCCGGAGAGAGAUGUAGACAGGAGAUAUAAUGACAGAUAUGAGAGCAGGCAGCACGACAGACAUUCCGAUAGGCACUAUGACAGGUACAUGUACGAUUACAGACACAGAGACAGAACACCUGAGAGGUACUUGUAUCAUCACCACAGGUAUAACCAUUUUUAUGACAGACCCUAUAGAAAGAACAGGGGCUACCCUGAUGAUGUGAAGUUUAGGGUGCUGGUCAGACACGACUUUGUGGCGCGGAACGAGCGAGAGCUGACCGUGGUCGCCCAGGAGAUACUGGACGUCCUGGACGACAGCCGUACAUGGUGGAACGUCAGGAACAUCUCCGGACAGUCUGGUUUUGUGCCAUCUACCAUCCUGGACACCCAGCUCCCCUCCCCAGCUCAGGAGCGCGCUCCCAACGGUUCCUCCAGGCACAGCAUGCCUCCUGCAGAACCUGUGUACCACCACCACAUACAGAAGAGGCCGUCCGAAUCGGCUAUCUAUGCCUCACACAUCCCCCCCUCGCAGGCCCCCCCUCCACCGGCCCCCGUACCCCCUCCACCCCCUCCCUCACAGCCCAUGCCCCAGCCUUUCAGAAAUUCCAAGAAAAAGGAGUCUCCUAGGAGCCCCCCUCCCGAGGAGAACCGGGCCCGGAAGCCGUCCCCCGAGGAGCGCCAGGCAGACGACCUUCAGGAGGAGCUGAAGACUCGCAUGACGAUGGGGAAACAUCGCAAGUUUGCACCCAGGCCCAGGGCUCCCUCUAUCAGCAUUGACUAUGACUCCACCCCAGAGGAAGUCACCAAGUGGCUCCACAGCAGGGGUUUCAGUAAACUGACAGUGGAGAGCCUGGGUGUCCUGACGGGUGCGCAGCUCUUCACCCUGACGAAAGACGAGCUGAAAACCGUUUUUGUACGAGAGGGCCAGAAAGUGUACAGCCAAAUCACUGUCCAGAAGAGCCUACUGGACCAGCAGGGGGGCAACCAGAGUGAGCUACAGGGUUUCCUGAAGCAUCGGCGGGAGACGGUUGAUAUGUCCAGCGACCCCGCCUACCAACAGAUGCUCGCUGACCCGCCUCCUGAUUUUGAGCCCUCCCUCCCCACUAAGUCUUACAAUUAAUCUUCAAGCAGAUUGUCAGCAAGGGCAGAUGUACAGUUUUCUGGCAGCCCUUUUUUCCUGAUGAUAAUUUUUAAUUCAACCCAUGUAAACCUGAGACCUAAAAGAGGAUGAAUGUAGACUGAAGGUGGACUUACUUUGUCAGAGGGGGGUAACUCCAGGAGUAUGUCCACCCCAUUUUGCCAUGUUUGAGACCUGUUCCCUGAGUAAGUCCAUUUUCAGACCAUUGGACUUACAUGUACUGUUGGUGAAAAGAGGACUAUGGUCCAUAGUAAAUCGUUUGUAAGUCCAAGGUUUACAGCAACAGCUUGGAAUCCAAUUCCAUUGUCAAAGAAUGGUUUGAGCAGACAAAGCUGGAAAAUGGUUUUCAAGCAGAUUUUCAAAACACAAUUUUACAUUAAAAUGCCGCAGUCUGAGACUUUUAACAGCAUUCUGGCCCCAAAUACAUUGUACAUCUGCCUUGAGAUUAACAUAGUAUGAAUGUCCACCCCUAAACAAGAUAGCUUGCUAAUCAGGUUGAUAAUAUGAAAACUUAGAUAACAAGGCUACUCAGUUGAAAAGGGCUGUUCGAAAUGUUUUUGAAUUGGAAUUAAGGUUUACAAACAAAGUGCUUACUGCUAUAAGGUAAAUCUUCAGGAGUUAGAUUUUCCUAACCAAUGUACUAACCUACAUUAAAACCCUGUAUAAUCUCAUGCCAUCAACUAACCUUCCACUCACUGUUCAACUUACCGUUGUCUCCUUUACUAACUACUUAUAACCUGUUUCUUUCAGCUAACUUUCCUUCGCUAGCAAAAGGCCCAGGUGCAUGCUACGGCCAGGUAGCUAUACAGUAGAUACACCUUACUUCUAUGUCACCCUGUCCAUCUUCUUUCACCAGGAAAUGUUAAAAAGGCGCAAGAAUAUUGCGGAAAGGGCUUCUGAGGACCAGCUAUACGAGGACUACCGUCUCUCUAACCCACCGCCCGAUUUCAGUCCCCACGCUCCGCCAAACUGAGCACUCUGGGAUAGCACUGUUGCAUGAUGGAAGGACACAGCUAACAAGUGCAUGCUGGGAGCUCGGGUGUUUCGCCUUCUCUGCAUGGGUGAAGGAUUCUGGGAAGCGUAGCUUUGCAUGAUGGGUAGUGGGGCAUGCUGGUAGUGCCUUCUGAAGCACAUAGAUCUCUCUAUCCUCCUUCUUCCACUGGUGAUUACUAAAGCUAAUACUUCGCAAUUGUACAUAAUCACAAUAAAAGGACUAUAUAUGUAUACAUUCUGGUGUUAUCAAUUGCUGUAAUCUGGGCCAUUCUAACAAAUUUGAUGGUUCCAAAUGACGUAAACACAACAUUUAUUGGGUUUGCUUCUCUGAGUUUUGAUAUUAGGCAAAAGACAUUACAGGAACUGUAAUUGCUGUAUAUUAUGAUGUCACAAGACUAUGCAAAGUAUGGUAGAUGACCAAAAUCAUGAUUAAAUGAACAUCAAAUUAUCCUGAAUGGCCCAUGGAAGACCUUUUGUAUUUUGGUCAUGUUUUUUCUCCAGUUAGGACAAGGAGGAACAUCAGGGAAAGACUAGUACAUGAAGCCUGAUGAAGAGACUAGUGUCACAAAGCAAUGGGAUAUUUUACUGGA
Messenger RNA from Branchiostoma floridae (Florida lancelet), 4720 nucleotides. RefSeq names its product epidermal growth factor receptor kinase substrate 8-like. Gene Ontology annotation, cellular component: plasma membrane; vesicle; ruffle membrane. Bases 297 to 3119 code for a protein of 940 amino acids. The transcript is spliced from 26 exons. Gene Ontology annotation, biological process: regulation of Rho protein signal transduction; positive regulation of ruffle assembly; Rho protein signal transduction. Gene Ontology annotation, molecular function: actin binding. The record is from RefSeq and is a predicted model, not a curated record. NCBI's taxonomy places the organism in Eukaryota, Metazoa, Chordata, Leptocardii, Amphioxiformes, Branchiostomatidae.